Messenger RNA from Pseudopipra pipra, 3479 nucleotides. It is a transcript of the gene MCHR1, whose product is annotated as melanin concentrating hormone receptor 1. The coding region runs from base 970 to 2316 and encodes 448 amino acids. Gene Ontology annotation, molecular function: melanin-concentrating hormone receptor activity; neuropeptide binding. The transcript has 2 exons. Lineage: Eukaryota; Metazoa; Chordata; Aves; Passeriformes; Pipridae. Gene Ontology annotation, biological process: neuropeptide signaling pathway. Gene Ontology annotation, cellular component: plasma membrane; neuron projection. The record is from RefSeq and is a predicted model, not a curated record.
UGUGUGUGUGCCAGGUCUGGUUUUUACUGGUACAGAUUGAUUCUGGUCUUAAAUGACAGACUUACGAAGCUCCAAAAAAAUGCCUCCUACGUUUGAUGUCAGCCUUUACAACUACAGAGACAGAAACAAGGGAUGUUUUCAGACAGACAGUUGUGGAUUUUAUAAAGCACAUCCAAUCCUCUACAAUGUGCUGUGCCACAGAGAGAAACCUGCCUGUUGCUGAUGGUUGACUUCUGACAUGAUAUUAUGCUUUUACAGUGCAGAAAAUGUUCCGAGGUACAGAACGAUCUGUUUGCCCCAGUACCAUGUGAUUUAUCAAGCUAUAAUGAAGGAACCCAUCUCAUGUAUAAACAGUGGGCAGGAAGCACAACAAAAUCAUCAGCUCAAAGCCACAGAAAAGAACAGGCUACUGCUCUGGCAAGGCAAGGAAAAAGAGCAAAACAGCUUCUCAAAACCCAAGGGGGUUCUUGCCUAGUAUUUUUAAGGCAAAUAGAAGACAAAAUCUGAGCUAGCAAUAGAGCUAAUUUCUGGAGCUAGGAAGCAAAUGAGCUGUGGCAAGAAGUGGAACAGCAAAAAGCAGCAGAGAACUAAUUACAAAUGAAGUGUCUCAGGUUGGAAUUGAAGUUAGAGAUCAGAGAGUAAGAGGGUCAAAGCAACAGAGUUUUCAGUGGGUAAUUUGGUGCCUGUGACUCGGGAAUGAAAAGUGCAUAUGUCUACAAGAGAGAAAAAUACACACUGAAGGCAGAUCAGAACUACUUAAAAGGCAAAAAUCUGAUACUCCUAUAGACAUAGCACGGGCUGGCUGUAGCAGGGAGGGUGCAGAUCCCAGCCCUCCCCUGGGGGGUGUGAUGGGAGGGGGCGCUGCCCAGCCCCCGUGUCGGCCCCCUCCGCUCCCCGCCCGGCUGGCCGAGAGCAGCCCCCCCGGCCCCGCUCCGCACCCGCGUUCCCUCCCACCGACGGCGGCGAGGGAUGCUCCCACCCGGCGUGUCUGCCGGAGUCAGCUGCUCCUUGAUGUCAGAACCUGCUCCGGGCUCGGCGGGGCGGGAGCGGAGCGGAGCUCAGCCGAGCCGCAGCCCCCGCUCGCCGGCUGAGGGAGCGCUCCUGCCUCCCGCACCCUUCGGGGAAAGCGCGGGGGGCCCAUCCCAUCCCACCGCGGACCCGCCCAGGGAACUUCCCAAACUUUCUUUCUCCGUCCCGGGACUCGCUGCCAUGGCCCCCGGCAACUCCUCCCGCAACUUCUCCGCGCCGGAGGCUCGGAACGGCUCAGCAGCAGAGAAGCCAGCACCGUACACCAACGUGAUCAUGCCCAGUCUCUUCAGCAUCAUCUGCUUCCUGGGCAUUGUGGGGAACCUCAUUGUCAUCUACACUAUUGUUAAGAAGAAGAAGCUGAGAUGCAAACAGACCGUGCCCGACAUUUUCAUCUUCAACCUCUCCAUUGUGGACCUCCUCUUUCUCUUGGGCAUGCCCUUCCUCAUCCACCAGCUCCUAGGCAAUGGCUCAUGGUACUUUGGAGCUCCCCUGUGCACCAUCAUCACCGCCCUGGACACGAACAGCCAGAUCACCAGCACCAACAUCCUCACAGUGAUGACACUGGAUCGUUACCUGGCAACUGUUUACCCCCUAAAAUCUACCUACAUCCGGACCCCGUGUGUGGCAGCUCUAGUUAUCUGCUUGGUGUGGCUCCUCUCCUUCCUGACCAUCAUUCCCGUGUGGAUGUACGCCGGUCUCAUGCCUCUGGAGGAUGGGACCGUCCGCUGUGCCCUCUUGCUUCCCAACCCAGAGACUGAUAUCUACUGGUUCACCCUCUAUCAGUUCAUGCUGGCAUUUGCUGUGCCCUUGAUCAUCAUCUGUGUGGUGUAUUUUAAGAUCCUCCAGCACAUGGCCACCACCGUGGUCCCACUGCCCCAGAGGAGUCUCCGGGUACGCACGAAGAAGGUGACCCGCAUGGCAGUUGCCAUCUGCUCCGCCUUUUUUAUUUGCUGGGCUCCCUUCUACAUCCUCCAGCUGGUUCACCUUGGCAUUGACACACCAUCCAUGGCCUUCUUUUAUGCCUACAACUUUGCCAUUAGCUUGGGCUACGCCAACAGUUGCCUCAACCCCUUCCUCUACAUUGCCCUCAGCGAGACCUUCAAGCGCCAGUUCUUGGUGGCCAUCCGCCCUGCAAAAGAGCCCUGUCGCAACAGCAGCUCUGCCAACAACAACAGCAUGACAGAGGCCAGUGUGUGUCUGAAACUGGCACCAGAAUCCACCCAGCAGACUCAGUUUCUGGAGGAGUUUUCCCCACGGUCAGCGCCGGUGACGGUGGCUGUUCACUAGGACACUCUGAAGUGCCCACAGCAGAAAGACUUCAGGUCUGUAGGUGGAUGGAGAAGCAGCAGCUUCAGGCAGGCUUUUGGAGAAGCAUAUGGACUACAACUUUCCGCCUCCAAGAGCCCUUUUUCACUGCAGGGCUCUGCUCCUACACUGCCCCCAGCCUAUAAGAUGCUGUGUACUGCUGCUUCUUUCACUGUGCAUGGGAGAACUGUCACCACGGCCCCGAAGAGGAUGAAUGGAAAAGAGAUAAAGGACAAAGAGGAUUUCCAAGGGGAAUAUUCAUGCUGGAAGAGUAAAACCCCUAUCAACACUGCCCAAUGAUGCCUCUUGGCCCGACUGGGGUUCCUAAGCAGCUUGUCAAUAGAGCUUCUUCAUUCAAAACUUGAGCCUUUGAUUCAUGAUGUCAUAUAUUUAUAAGAAAUCUGCAAACUUUGAUGGCUCUGCUGAUAUCCCAGAAGCACACAGCAGAGAAAGAUCUUGGGGCCAGAAGUCUCACCCAGACUUGGCCUUUCAGUCCAGUUCUGUCUGCCUCCAGUGGGCUUUAUUGUUUGGCGAGCAAGACACCUUCAGGAAUUGGUUCAUUUUGAUGCUAAUUCUAAAUAUUUCAAGCAAAAUCAGGCAGAUAAUAUUCACACUGCUUCAAGGGACUGCGAAAAAUUCUCAAAAUUACCGCUGCUAACACCAGCUUUGUGGCUUUUCAUGCCAAUGAGCAGAUUUUCACAGUGCUAGUUCCUCAUGCUGCUCUUGUGCCUCACAGUCUGCAUGGCCUUUGGGGAACCCCAGGCAGAGGGUUUUAAGCAGGACUAAAAAACACAAUGUGCAGAGCUCUGCAGAGCGAGGAGCUGUGAAAGAGCAGCUCAGGGAAAACAGAGUUGCUUAUGCAGCUUCCUCAAAAUAACGAAUGCUUCACACAAAGUUAAGAGAGGGAAAAUUAAAUGUCUGUGUGUUGUAUAUGCAGCUUUAACAGUCGGAGGUUAGGAAAUAACUUUGCUCAUUAUAAAGACUAGAGAAAAGACAGCACAGAUCAGCUAAAAGCAGGGAUUACACCAACAGCCUGUGCUGGGCUCCACAGGGACACACAUUGUUCAACACUUUGUCAAACAUGAAGGAACUGGUUACUGUAGAUGGAUUUACUAUAAAGAAUUAAAGACAUCAAACAGUUCAAA